AUGGCCUUGAAACUCCCUCAAUUAAUUCUCAUUCUUCUCCGGUUCUCUCUCUUCUUCUUCCUGUUUCAUGAAUUCUACCGCUUAAAGUACUCCAAGAUCAUCAACGACAAACACAUCGCCACCAAUAUGAGCCAUUCGUCAUCAUCGCUCUCUCCUCACCCUUUGAUCAGCAGCAGAAAAGUUCUAGCCAGCAAAUUUGACUUCACGCCGUUCGUAAAACAACAUCAACGACGACAUGAUGAUCAGCAGCAUGGGCACCACCGGAAACGUUCAGCUAAGGCGCAGCAGGAGCCGGCUGGUGAGAGCGAGAUUGAUCCGCGUUAUGGGGUUGAAAAGCGUCAUGUCCCCACCGGUCCGAACCCAUUGCACCAUUGA
This is a messenger RNA of Juglans microcarpa x Juglans regia, 375 nucleotides long. RefSeq names its product CLAVATA3/ESR (CLE)-related protein 12. NCBI's taxonomy places the organism in Eukaryota, Viridiplantae, Streptophyta, Magnoliopsida, Fagales, Juglandaceae. The record is from RefSeq and is a predicted model, not a curated record. Bases 1 to 375 code for a protein of 124 amino acids. The transcript has a single exon.